This is a messenger RNA of Malassezia japonica, 1893 nucleotides long. RefSeq names its product NAPDH-dependent diflavin reductase. Bases 1 to 1893 code for a protein of 630 amino acids. NCBI's taxonomy places the organism in Eukaryota, Fungi, Basidiomycota, Malasseziomycetes, Malasseziales, Malasseziaceae. The record is from RefSeq and is a predicted model, not a curated record. Gene Ontology annotation, cellular component: cytosol. The transcript is spliced from 5 exons. Gene Ontology annotation, molecular function: NADPH-hemoprotein reductase activity; FMN binding; flavin adenine dinucleotide binding.
AUGUCCACGGCGGAGCGCCGCAGCGAGGUCGUGGCAGAGGCGCCGCACGAGGAGGGGCGCGAGCUCACGAUCCUCUAUGCAACCGAGACAGGCAAUGCCGAAGAGGUCGCCGAGCGCAUUGCGCGCAUUGCGUACCGGCGGCACAUCCAGGUGCGCCUGUACAACAUCGCCGACUAUGACAAGAUGGAGUUGAUCAACGAGACGCACGUCAUCUUUGUCGUAUCCACCACAGGCAACGGCGAAUUUCCUGUAUCCGCGCGUCCGUUCUGGCGCUUCCUCCUGCGCAGCACAUUGCCGGGCGAUAUACUGUCGGACCUGGCCUUUGCGACGUUCGGACUGGGCGACUCGACCUACGCGCGCUUCUGCUGGGCCGCACGUAUGCUGCACGCGCGGCUCAAACAGCUCGGCGCACACCCGUGGAUGGACGAGGGCGAGGGAGACGACCAGCACUACUUGGGCUUUGACACCAUCCUCCUGCCUUGGCUCGACGAGCUCAAAACGCGGCUCGACGAGGACAUGCCGAUGCCAGAGGGAAUGCAGCCGAUUCCCGACACGGAGCUGCUUCCUCCGCGCGUACGUUCCAAGGUCGAAAAAGAGGCGCCCGCCGCAUUCCACGACCAUGCCACGCUGCACGCGACGCUCGUCACGAACGAGCGCAUGACGGCUGCGGAGCACUGGCAGGACGUGCGCCUGCUCGAGCUGGACCUCGACGAGAACGCCUCGCUGCCGGCCUACCGUGCAGGCGACGUCGUUGCACUCAUGCCGGAAAAUGACCCCGAGGAAGUGGAAAAGCUCCUCGAGCGCUUGGGAUGGACCGACGUUGCCGACCAGCGCCUCUUGCUCACGAAUACCGACCCUCACCGCCCCCUUCCCCCUAAUCUCGCUCAUGAAAACGAGGACGGGAGUCUGACGCUCCGCCGUCUGCUCACCGCGCACCUCGACCCAUUUUCUGUACCCCGCAAGAGUUUCUUUGAAGCGAUCGCGCCUUUUUCGCCCGCGGACCACCGCGAGCGUGAGAAGCUCGAAGAAUACCUCCAGCCCGGCGAGGGAACGGACGAUAUGUACGAGUACGCGCAGCGCGUACGCCGCUCAAUGGCCGAAGUGUUGUACGAGUUUACGAGCGUUGCGCUGCCCGUGGAGCAAGUCAUGAAUGUCUUUCCGGUGCUCCGUGAGCGCCAAUUUAGCAUCGCGAGCGGCCCUACUCUCUAUCGUCGCCGUAUCCAGCUUGCGAUUGCGCUGGUCAAGUACAAAACGCGUCUGCAAAAGCCGCGCGAAGGCAUCUGCAGUGCAUGGAUCACGCGCCUGGACACCGGCGUGCGUCUCCCCCUGCGCAUCGUCCCUGGCACGCUGCUCGUCCCUGCGAACGCAGAGACACCUAUAAUUACGAUCGGCCCUGGCACGGGCAUUGCGCCUCUGCGUGCCAUUGUGCAAGAACGCAUCGCAUCCACGCCCCCUGCACACGACAACCUGGUCAUUAUCGGCUGCCGCUACGCCGCGUGCGACUUUUUAUUCAGAAACGAAUGGGAGACACUCGCUGCGCGCGAGGCCCCGUCCGCUGCAAACGACGCCGACUCGGUCGCGGACGCGAUCGAGCGGCUGCGUCUCUCGUCGACCCCCCUGAUCGAGCUGCACGUCGCGGCGAGCCGCGACCAAGAAAACAAAAUCUACGUGCAAGAUGUGCUGCGCAAGCACGGCGAAAAGGUCUGGUCCAUCCUGGGCCAGCGCCGCGGCAUUGCCUACCUCUCUGGCAGUUCGUCUGGCCGCAUGCCCGAACAAGUCCGCCAGGCCAUGCUCGACAUUUUCCAAGAGCACGGAAAGAUGGACGACGACCAGGCGGCACGAUACCUCAUGACACUCGAGGCCGAACACCGCUGGCAGGAAGAGUGCUGGUAA